AACCUUUUCAAAGAAUCGAGAGAAACGAAAGUGAAAUCCUCUUUCAUUGAAAACGGUCAGUGUGUGUCUGUUCCUGUUGUUUUCGGUUGCACUUGGUCAGUACUGUCGGUAGUCUUCAGCUUGCCUCUCACUUCAGACUGCACAGUUCAUAUUGGAGCCUCGCGACUUCCAGUACAGCAACAUGUCAGGAGUCGGGGAAAUCGAUGAGGGAUUCUACUCCAGGCAGCUGUAUGUUCUGGGUCAUGACGCCAUGCAGCGGAUGGCCACAGCCAACGUCCUCAUAGCAGGCAUGAGGGGACUGGGAGUGGAAGUGGCCAAGAACGUGAUUCUGUCCGGAGUGAAGUCUGUCACUGUCCAGGACGAGGGAGACACCGAGUGGACAGACCUGUCCUCCCAGUUCUUCCUGAAGGAGUCCAAUAUUGGUCAGAACCGAGCCGAGUGUUCCCUUAAACAGCUUUCAGCCCUAAACCCCCACGUGCACGUGUCACCCCACACUGAACCACUGGAUGAGGAGCUGCUUCUAAAGUUUCAGGUGGUGGUCCUCACUGACUCCUCACUGGAUGCUCAGAAACGCUUUGGCAAGCUCUGCCAUUCACAUGGAGUAAAGUUCAUCGUGGCAGACACCAAAGGACUGUGUGGGCAGCUAUUCUGUGACUUCGGGGAGGAGUUUGAGGUCUUGGACCAGAAUGGAGCGAUGCCUGAAUCCGCAAUGAUACAGAGCAUCUCCAAGAAUAAUCCUGGAGUGGUCUGCACAGACGAAAAACACAUGUUUGCUGCUGGCACUAAAGUUUAUUUCUCAGACGUCCAAGGCAUGACGGAGCUCCACAGCAUCGGCCCAGUGGAGAUCACAGUCCAAGGCCCUUACUCCUUCGGCAUUGGCGACACUUCAGCCUUUUCCGAAUAUGAACGGGGUGGAGUAGUGACAGAGAUUAAACAGCCCUGCAUGUUACGUUUUAAACCACUGAGUGAGGCUCUCUUGGAUUUUGAACUCCUGAACAUGAAUGACUACGGAAAAGAAGCCAGGCAUAAGACGCUGCACUUGGCCUUCCAGGCUCUCCACAGCUUUGUGAAGAAAGAACAACGUCUGCCUCAUACUCGGUGUCAGUCAGAUGCAGAUGUUCUGGUUGCAAUGGUGAGAGAGCUGAACGCAGUGGCACAGCUGGAACAGCUGGAUGAAGCUGCUGUGCGAAACCUGUCCUACACAGCCCGGGGCGACCUGGCCCCUCUCAACGCUUUCAUUGGAGGCCUCGCUGCACAGGAAGUCAUUAAGGCAUGUAGCGGGAAAUUUACGCCUCUUCAGCAGUGGCUAUAUUUUGAUGCACUGGAGUGCCUCCCUCAAGAGGAGAGUCAACCGGCAGUGAGCUUCUUUUCCACAAAAGGCACCCGGUACGAUGGGCAGAUUGCCGUGUUUGGGUCGGCGUACCAGGAGAAGCUUGAGAGGCAGAAGUAUUUCCUGGUCGGAGCUGGUGCUAUUGGCUCUGAGCUUCUCAAAAACUUUGCCCUCAUGGGGCUCGGCGCAGGAGAAAAAGGCCAAAUCACUGUAACGGACAUGGACUUCAUAGAAAGAUCCAACUUGAAUCGCCAGUUCCUGUUCAGGUCCGAGGAUAUUGGGAAACCAAAAUCGGAUGUUGCAGCCAAAGCAGUGCGAGAGAUAAACCCGCGGAUGAGAAUCACAGCUCAUCAGAAUCGCCUGGACGCUGACAGUGAAGAGGUGUAUGGGUACGACUUCUUCAUGGGUCUCAACGGAGUGGCGGCAGCCCUCGAUAACUGGGAAGCCAGGGUCUAUCUUGACGGACGCUGCGUUCAACAUCAGAAGCCCUUACUGGAGGGAGGAACUCAGGGAAGCGCCGGUAAUACUCAGGUGGUGUUGCCUCACCUGACAAAGUCUUAUGGACCUGCCGAGUCCAGUUCCAAUGGUGCCAUCCCCCUCUGCACGCUCAAGAACUUCCCUCACCGCAUCGAGCACACUCUUCAGUGGGCCAGAGACCAGUUUGAAGGAUUGUUCAAACAAACACCUGAAAAUGUGAAUCUCUUCCUGAGUGAUUCGAGCUUUGUAGAGCAGACUCUUGGCCAUGGAGACGCUGAGGCCUUGGAGGUUCUUGGGGGUGUGUGGUGCAGCCUGGAGGACAUGGGAACUGGAGGAAAGCGUCCAACAAACUGGGAGGACUGUGUGAGCUGGGCACGUUGCAGAUGGGAGACUCUGUAUAACAACGACAUCAAACAGCUCCUGCACUGUUUUCCUCCCAAACAGAUGACCAGUACUGGACUCCCCUUUUGGUCUGGUUCGAAGAGACAACCUCAUCCACUGACCUUUGACCCGAGCAACAAGACACAUAUGGAGUAUGUGGUGGCAGCAGCAAAUCUCUACGGACACAUCUAUGGGAUCCAAGGGACAAGAGAUAGAGCCUCUAUCAGAACAAUCUUAGAAGCUGUCCAGAUCCCAUCUUUCACUCCCAGCUCCUCCGUAAAGAUUCAUCUCACUGACACUGAGAUGCAGGAGAGCAAGGAAAAUGAAAGUGAUGACGCAGGUGAGCUAUUACCCCUCACUUUUUUUUCCUUUCAUACCUCACCUACUCCCAGGACAACUUUUAUUUUCUAUCUCUGCCUCUUUGCACCAGAAAAAGCUCGACUUGACGAGUUGAAAAGAAAGUUGGCCUCACCAUCUCUGAAAAGCUCUGCCGCGCGGAUGAACCCCAUCGACUUUGAGAAGGAUGACGACAGUAACUUCCACAUGGACUACAUCGUCGCAGCUUCUAAUCUAAGGGCCGAGAACUACGACAUCCCUCCAGAAGAUCGCCUCCAGAGUAAGCGCAUCGCUGGACGGAUCAUCCCGGCCAUAGCCACCACGACAGCGGCAGUGGCAGGCCUGAUGUGCCUGGAGCUGUACAAAGUGGUGCUGGGUCACCAGGACACCAAGUUUUACCGAUCAGCUUUCAUCAACCUGGCUAUCCAGAGGAUUGUUAUGUGCCAGCCGAACCAGCCCCGGAAAUUCAAGGUCACAGGAGAGCCGUACACCCUGUGGGAUGGCUUCCUGGUUGAGGGCAGAGGCGGCGAUCAGCCGGAAAUGACCUUGGGUGAUCUGCUGGAGUAUAUCAAGGUCAAAUACAGCUUGACCAUCUGCGGCCUCUUCUACGGAAAGGCUCUCUUAUACAGUGGGCAAGAGGAGAAGCUUCAGCUGAGAGUGUCUGACCUGGUGAGGAUGGUGACUAAAGCAGACGUCCCUCCGCACGUGAAGAUGCUGGAGUUGGUCCCCUCGUUCGCUGAGGACGAGGACUGUGAGGAAGUCCCUCCCAUCAGGUACCUGCUCCUGUGAGGCCGUCCACCACGAGGAUCCAGUGGAAAGCCGACUUCACACUCCUGUGACGCCAUAUCACUUAAAAACAGAGUUUUGAUCACUUUUACUGUUACGAAACUUUGAUUAUGGGAUGUGAAUAAUUCCACACUCCAAUCAGUUGUUGUCUUUUUAAUCAAAUUCCCAAAACACUGUCAAAUCUAUAGAGGUUAAUGCCCUGUUCCUCAUUCGAGGCUUUUCUGUCUCGUUACUAUUUUCUAAAAAAGGAACCAACAGCCAUCUCUGACGUGCUGAGCGAUAUUAACAGAAAGUCUUGUUUACUAGGGUUUAGUUUUCAUUUACAUGUGUCUUUGGAGAAGUCACGCUAAGAGCUUGUGGAGAUGCCAAGGCAUAUGGAUUAGAUGAUCAGAUGAUCUGGCACUGGUGGAGCAGUGCUGGACCCCUCCUGAGGUCUAAUUCAGGUCAGGCUGAGCUUGACGUUAGAGGGCUGCGGUUGGACCGGGCAGCUGGCAGAGUAGGUUCAGUGCUUCGAUGGUUCACCAGGCUUUUGCCAUCUGGACACAGCUGCCUUGUGUAAAUCCUCCUGCAAACAACACGUGUACACUUCCCCUGCCUCGCUCCCUCCCUCCAUUAAGAAACCCUGACCUGCUCAGAUACUGUGCUCAUCUUCAAGGAUCCUUGUCCAUCCUCACGUGUUUUGGUUUCCAUGUCCCAUAACUCAGUUUGUGUCACUUCACGCCCGCACAACAUUGUGUCGUUGUGUUUAAUUUUCACGGCCGUCUCAGUUGGCUGUUUUGAAAUCAUGUCAUUAAGAACCGUCGCUGUGAUCAUCACUGCUGAUAUCUGUCAGGAUGGUUUCUGGAUGCUGUUUAUGAUUAAAUUAUUUUAGAACCA
Pleuronectes platessa (European plaice) is the source of this 4186-nucleotide messenger RNA. It is a transcript of the gene uba7, whose product is annotated as ubiquitin-like modifier activating enzyme 7. The record is from RefSeq and is a predicted model, not a curated record. Lineage: Eukaryota; Metazoa; Chordata; Actinopteri; Pleuronectiformes; Pleuronectidae. Gene Ontology annotation, biological process: DNA damage response; protein ubiquitination; ubiquitin-dependent protein catabolic process. Bases 182 to 3313 code for a protein of 1043 amino acids. Gene Ontology annotation, molecular function: ubiquitin activating enzyme activity. Gene Ontology annotation, cellular component: cytoplasm; nucleus. The transcript has 23 exons.